Molecule: messenger RNA, 1746 nt
Organism: Malassezia globosa CBS 7966
Lineage: Eukaryota; Fungi; Basidiomycota; Malasseziomycetes; Malasseziales; Malasseziaceae
Exons: 1
Coding region: 1-1746 (581 amino acids)
Biological process (GO): magnesium ion transport
Cellular component (GO): membrane
Molecular function (GO): magnesium ion transmembrane transporter activity
Source: RefSeq, a predicted model, not a curated record
AUGGAUGUGCCGCUCGCUGUGGGAAUCGGGCUCAUUGCGAGCUUCGUGCAAAGCCUUGGCAUAACAAUCCAACGGCGCUCGCAUAUCCAGAAUGAGCGCUUGCCAGAAUCACAGCGACAGCCUGAAUGGCUCCGUCCUUUAUGGGUGAUUGGAUUCGUCAUAUUUCUCGGCGCCAAUAUUAGUGGCACGCUAUUCCAGAUCGGCACAUUACCAGUCGUUAUUCUUGCCCCACUCGGCGCCGUGAGUCUCUUGUACAAUGCGCUGCUGGCACGUGUCAUGCUUGAUGCCUUUUUCUCGUGGCACAUGCUCACUGGCACAUGCCUCAUCGCCAUCGGUGCCGUCCUAAUCGGCUACUUUGGCACCGUGCCGCAUUCACCACGCACACUAGAUGAGCUGAUCGCCUUGUAUGAACGUCCUGCUUUCGUGGCCCUUGCUGUUCUCUAUUUAUUGGUCUUUGUUAGCCUGCUGACGAUGGCGCAUCUCACGGAAUGGCAGCUCACGUGGCACUCGGUCCAAGCGUUUCAACGGCGUGCCUAUCGCCGCCGCCCACGCUUUGGCCUGCGCCGGUACUUGCCAGUGCCCUCUCUGGCAACAGUGGCAGAGGUCAGCGAAAAUAGUUCUGGCAUCACGUCGCCACUUCUCCAGAACACAGAGGACGACCGCGUCGAUAAAUUGCUCUCAGGCGAUGUUCGAGCCAUCAAGCACAUGCGCGGCACGCUUCCCGAAAAUCCCGCGUCGUCGUCAUCGUCAUCAUCCGCUCAUUCUCAGUACGGCGCCAUAUCGAACCCGGAUGGUGCAUUUCAUGCAAAAGAUGUACCAGAAACCACACGUAAGUCGAGACCCUCCCUGAUGACAUCGCGCUCGGCACCAACAUUGCCGGUGUCCUCAGCCGCUGCUGGAACACGGUCUUCCCUUUACGAUUCCCCGAGCUUGCGGCCGACGGUCCUUGCUCUCGCUGUCGUAUACAGUUCAGCUAGCGGGACGCUCAGUGGCAUUUGCCUGCUGAUGGCAAAGAGCGGCGUUGACUUGCUAAUACUCUCGCUGCAGGGCCGCAAUCAGUUUGGUCACUGGAAGAGCUGGCUGCUUGCUAUAGCGCUUUUGAUUGCUGCGCUUCUUCAACUGUGGUACCUGCACAAGAGUCUUAAGCUGGCCGAUCCAGUCUUGAUUGCACCUCUGGCAUUUUGCUUCUACAAUAUUUCGUCUAUCACACUUGGACUCGUGUACUUUGACGAUCUCUCGCGUCUUUCUUGGUUGAGUGUCCUUAUGGUAACGACCGGCACGGUGCUUCUUCUCUGGGGCGUUUGGAUCAUUAGUUUGCAUAAACAAAGCUCGACAGAAAUGACUUCCGAUCCCACUGGAGCCGUGCAAGCGUCGUCAUCCCAUGCUGGUGACCGGACAUCCUGUUCUGGCCAUGUGGAAGCGCCGCCUCCCUCAUUCUUGGUACCAUCUUUGAAACUGUAUGUCCAUCGGCGUAUGCACAGCUCUGCGGCCCAACUUGGCAUCAGGACACGUUCGUCAUCAUCGAUCUCCCUCGAUCACACACCUCCAUUCGGCACUGACCACGCACACGAAUCGCCCAGCACUCACCGAACCUCCUGGUUUGCUAUGCUGGCGGAGCGCGGUCUCAGUGUAGGAUUGAGUCCCAGCUCGCCAGGCUUUCAUGUCCAGCCGCAUCUGCCUCACCAUCGCAUGUCGACGCCUUCGUCCGCAUUACGGCACGACAUCGAGGAGCAGCAUCCUCACUAA